Cladocopium goreaui is the source of this 2847-nucleotide messenger RNA. NCBI's taxonomy places the organism in Eukaryota, Dinophyceae, Suessiales, Symbiodiniaceae. The record is from the annotation of a GenBank genome assembly.
AUGGCACUGCAAGGAUCCUACAACGCCCAUGUUGUUUUUUGGGGCAUAUGCUGUUCGAGCUGGAUCCACCUCAAUUCUGGCACAAGCCGUCGGGAUUAUCUAAAUCCGCAUGGCCACCCUCCAUAUCCCAGUGUUCAAUUAGCAAACCGGCUUGUGGCAAGGUGUAUCCUCGUGAUUAUGGUCACCGUGAGCCUUGGGGGCCACAUGGUUCUAGAAAAUCCCGGAUCUUCAUUGAUUUGGCUUCACGACCGUUUUCAAUGGAUGCUGGAAACCCUUGCUUCUUUGGGGAUUAAGGUCUACCGCCAGGCUUUCUGGAUGUCCUUCUGGGGACACGACUAUAUGAAGAGGUUGUCCUUGGGGGUGGUGGUCAACCCCCUGGCGGGAGGAGCCCUGGCUGAAGAAAAUGCAUUUUGCCACCAGACUUCAGCGCCACCGCCACCACUACGAGCGGAGCCUGCGCCAGCUUUGCCGCCUGAUUCUUCUGGUCCUGGUGCUGACAGCUCGGUGCCAGCUUCGGGGGCCAGUCAGGAGAGUUCUUUCAUGGAGACCCAGGUGGAUGAAACCCCACUUCCCAAGAAACCUUCCUUCAUCGAUUUGGAGGAUGACGAUGAGAAAUUCUCUGAGGUGCCACAGGAUGCCCAGACUCCAUUUACUUAUCAGGCACGUACCCCGUACUAUUCCCCGCCGAAGGAUGGUGAUCAUGAUGACUCUCCCAUGGAGGAUACAUCCUCGAAGGGGGCCGAGGUUGAAGCCAGGGCCGACCCCUCCAAGGAGGAUGCCGUAGCCAAAACUCUAGAGUUUCCAAAUGAAGGGCCGCAUGAACCCGUCACCCAGGAGAAUGCCGUAGCCAAAGCUUUAGAGGUUGAAGGUGAAAAGCCACAUGAACCCGUCACUCAGAGAGCCGACAGGUUGGUUGCCCCAUACGUGAUCGCCAAACCCACCAAAAGGCCUGGGGUAGAAUUGAGCCAGGGUGCGAUCUACAAACGGAUGAACCGAAUUUUCACACCGAGAUCUGAUGGGACAUAUUUGGUGGAUGAAGAGUUUGUUCGCAAGUGGAAAAAUUUAGACACCCGUGACGAGCUCAACAUCUUAUUUGAGAAGUGCGACUACCAACCCGAACAAUUUAUUCGGCGAUGUCGCCGUAUCACGCAGGAGAUUGACGAAUCGUGCUUGGAUGUGGAACACCAGUUCCUGACUGUAGGGGAUAUGGAGGAGAAAGGGUACUCGCAGUCGAAAAUCGAUGGCAUCAAGGAGUUCUGCAAGCAAGAUGCUUCGCUGACCAAGAAGUCAAAGUACGGUGGCGGUGACAUGUAUUGGGUCGAAGUUGCCAUCAAAGGCAAUGAGAGGCAUAUCCGCCGCAAUCUCCUCGAGAAGGAGCUGCAGUGGGACGAGAAGGCGAAGGACAAGGAUGACCUUAGGACACUGGGCACAUCGUUGGCCAAUCCCACUGAGGCUUUGCGUGAUUUGGAUGAUUCGGCCGCUCAUGGGGCCGUUCCCAUGACCCCGGUUGCUGCUGUGAACACGGACAUCGUGAAGGCUUUGAGGCAAACAGGUUUUCCCGAUGUUGAAUCCAAAGCUACCCCGUCAUCUUUGGCAACAAAGGUCAUUGCCACCAUUCAAAAGAGGUUGAACAAAUUGGAGGAAAUGGCAGGGAAGAUCACAGAUGUUGCAGCACCUAGUCGAACGGACCUCAUGAAUAAGAUGCUGGAAAAGAUCGUCAACAUCAAGAAUCUCUUGAGCAGCCAGCUGGACACCCUGAACGAUCUCUACAGUAGGGGGAUUGAAAAUGAGAUGAAGGAGACCAUGCUCAGCGCCAGGAAGUCGAUCAUCUCUGAUUUUGAACGACUUCGCCAGAAGCGCCUCGCUGAUGAAGCUCGAAAUUCUGGUGUCGAACCUGACAAUGCUGAAAAUGGUCCGAUGAUGGAACACUGGGCAGAAGAAAUGGGCCUGGGUGCCACGGCCACUUCCAUUGCCCGAUCAGUUCAGGCUCGUCGAGAAGAGGUUCAUGGAAGUGCAGCCUCGAAAACGGAUGAUCGGGUCAAGUGGAACGCAACACGGAAUAUCACUCGCAUGCUGAACCGGGCCGGUAUGGCCAUAGAAGUACCAAGGGAAAUUUUGAAAUAUGAAAUUCAAGAUGGAUCUGUUAUUGAGCUCCCUGUUGUCAAGCCUGGUUCUUGGUUGCAAUUGAUUUUGAAAAAGUAUCCAGAGCUGCUCUUUCCUCAAAACAACAUGGAAGAGGAGCUGCAAGUGUUCUGGAACCAUUACAGGUUCAUCCAACCCAACCACGAAAUUUUCAAAUCACCACCGGAGCAGUUGAAACGAACAUUGCCGAUUUUAGUUCAUGGCGACGAAGGUCGGUAUUUGAAAAAAGGGAACUACCUCAUUGCGACCAUAGAGAUGAUGUUGGGGUCUACACCUACAAAGCUAAAAGAGUGCUGUUGUGAGGCCGACCCAGUGCUGGAGCGAUAUCCUGAGGUGCACAAUGAUGAAGGCAAUAUCUUCUCUAGAAGGGAAUGCGAAGUAGCAUCCAAACAGCUGGUAAACCUGAGUGGAAACUGCUUCUUGUCCAAAUACUUGCUGUUUGGCAUGGCUUCUCAACAAUACAAAGCUCAUCCUGACUUGGUCCACCAAGCCAUGGGUAUGGUGUCGGAGGAUUUGGCUUCGUUGCAUUCUGAAGGGUUUCGUGUGGGCGUUGGCCGCGACCUGGUGGGCUCAACUCUGGUGUCCCUUGCAUUGCUGGGGUAUUAUGAUUUUGACGAGGAUGAUACCCAGAAUUUGCCUGACAGACUUGACCGCUGUUCCGACUGUAUGCUGCUGACAUCCUUUUGCUGUUUCUCGUCAAUGUAG